UGUGACGGAAAGCUAACGGUAUGAUGGCGCCAUUGCCGACGUUGUUGGCCUUCUGCAACUUCCUGGAGAACCUCCUGCACACAUCGAGUCUGGCGCUAAUGCGUCGCAUGAUCACCGAUUUUUACGCCGGCAACGAACACACGCUACAGGAUUUCAUGCGGCUUGGCGCGACUGUCAUAAGUGUGAUGCCCGUGAAGAGAACGAGUCCUCGGAAGUUGAAGGAAGCGGCACGGCUGUUAGCUGAACAAAAGAAGGAAAACGAGGUGGACAUCAAUGGACAGCGUCAGACUCAGAUGGGCACACCGACGUCUCCCCCGUGUGUCUUCCGCUACCUUUCGGCCCGUGUGGCCACCAGGAACGUCUUGUGGCUACGCGAUAUCUUCCAUGAGUACUGCCAUGGAGAGGCAGCGUUACUUCAUGAGUUUGUGCGACGCGGAGACCAAGCAAUCAGUGUCAUCCCUGUGGAUAUUCAGGCCUUAUCUAUGGUCCCACUGCCGCCGCCGCCGCUAUCAGUCGAUCCAACGUUAAAAGCUGUGGUGCGUGCGAGUAUUAUGGACGCGCUUGAGCGGUUGGAAGCGAAGGAGCCGUGGAAGGAAGUCUUCAACCCUGAUAAACUAUCUUUGCCAUUUUCGCGAGUCAGAUAUCCGCAAUUGGCGGCAGCGCUGCAAACAUUUUGGCAGAAAAACGCCCGAGCUGUUUGGGAACGCAAGUUCUGGGCGCCACUGUCUCGUUCACGCAAUCUCGACCUUCACAACCAGCGACGAUGUCGCCAACUUAAAGCUGGGACCUUUUUCGAAAGAAAAGUGAUCUUGCCUAUUUACAACGAGCUUGGAGCAUUUUUUUUCGUCGAGAUGGAUCAACGCCCGAAGCCCCAAAGUGGGUGGUACUAUUUCGAACAGGCUGUGGACUUGUUCACGCUGGCCCAACGCUACGGUUUGCAUGCGUGUCUUCAGUAUUUGGAGUCGGAGGCGUUCAAGAGGUUUCCAGUGGGUCCUGGUAAAAAUCGUAACUUCUACGGUCGAAUGAAUGGCAAAAGCCGCAGCAUGUGGUCGUCGGUCGAGAGUCUACGCUCAGUGUUGGAUGAGAUUGUUGCUAUAAAGACCAAGACGAAGGAUAGAUGCGAUUCUGAUGAGCUGUUACCACGCUGAGAAAGGUCAAAAAUUUCAAAACUGGUCUACGGGUACAGUGGACUCCAUUGUAUGAUCGAUCUGAUGUGCAUAUACAUGUACUCCUAGUGAUACUUCUAUUGUUUAACAACGAACACAUUUGUGAAGUAUAAAGAGUUUCGCCUCCUA
This is a messenger RNA of Phytophthora infestans T30-4, 1295 nucleotides long. RefSeq lists its product as uncharacterized. The coding region runs from base 24 to 1148 and encodes 374 amino acids. NCBI's taxonomy places the organism in Eukaryota, Oomycota, Peronosporomycetes, Peronosporales, Peronosporaceae. The transcript has 3 exons. The record is from RefSeq and is a predicted model, not a curated record. Gene Ontology annotation, cellular component: BLOC-1 complex.